CACACUCUCACUUUAGCCUUUAGCUUGACGGCUAGUCGCCGGGUCAUCAACAUGACGACCAUAUGCUAUUAUUAAACAGAAGAUAAGGAAUAUAAAGGACCGAAUGGGAUAAACAGCAAGUGUUUACCUGGAGGUGAGAGGUUUGCUGAAACUACAGAGAGAUCUAAUAGCCACUUGAACCAAGAUGCCUCAAAACAUCCUGAAAAGCACUCAUUACAUUGAGCUGGGCAGCUAUCAGUACUGGCCAGUGCUUGUGCCGAGAGGAAUCCGCUUGUACACCUAUGAACAGAUUCCCAUGUUUCUGAAGGAGAAUCCGUACAUCACAGAUGGAUACAGAGCACACCUGCCAUCAAAACUGUGCCUUAAAAGCAUAUUCAUUCUGUCCAACGAGACGGUGAACAUCUGGAGUCAUCUGUUGGGCUUCCUGCUGUUCUUCUCUCUGGGAGUGAAUGACAUGGCCACAGUCCUGCCAUCUGCAGGGGCGUCACGAGAGGACUACGUCAUCUACUCAAUAGGACUCUUCUGUUUUCAGGUUUGCAUGCUGUGCUCUGUGGGCUACCACUUGUUCUGUUGUCAUCGCUCAGAGAAGACAUGUCGCCGCUGGCUUGCUCUGGAUUAUGCUGGAAUAUCAGUGGGAAUUUUGGGAUGUUAUGUGCCUGGAGUCUUCUACGCCUUCUACUGCAACAGUUUUUGGAGGCAGGUGUACCUGCUGACGGUGCUGGCUCUCAUCUUGGCUGUGUUUGCGGCUCAGAUUCACCCGCUCUACCUCAGCCAGCAGUGGAAGAAGCUGCGCUCACUCAUGUUCUGCUUAGUGGCUGCAUACGGCAUCAUCCCAGCCUGCCACUGGGUCUGGAUCAAUGGGGGAUUUUCCUCAGAAAUCGUAAAGGUCUUUUUUCCUCGAGUCAUGAUCAUGUAUUUGAUUGCAGCCUCUGCGUUCCUUUUUUACGUCAGUAAAAUCCCAGAAAGAUACUUCCCAGGGCAGCUGAACUAUGUUGGUGCCAGUCAUCAGCUGUGGCACGUGCUGGUGGUGGUCAUGUUCUACUGGUGGCACCAAACCGCUGUUUACAUCAUGAACUACAGACACAAUCAGCCCUGCGGCAGCACUUAAACAUGCUUAUCAGUCCUUCUGAGCCCUUUAGCUUCACCAUAUUCACUUGUUUGGCAUUAUUUUAAAGUCGCGCUGAUAGAAUCGAACAAAGAAACUUUACCUCUCAUCUGCCUUUGAACAUCGUACCGUAGGGUUACGUGCAAUUUUGAGCUGAUCUGCCUGAAACGUGUUUCAUAUACAGUUUUUUGUCUGUUACUUUCUUUGUUUUUGACUCCUGUUGAGGUUUUUUUUUCCACUAUGGUAUCAAUGGGCUUGUGAAUCCAUCCAUUCUGUUAAUAUGUGGCCUCAUUUUAUUGGAUUGUCCUUCUAUGACUGAUGAAUUGUGUGGAGGUUGAUACUGUGAUACUGUAAUUGUGCGUUCACACCGAAAGCGGUGAGAGCGUCCAAGGUCGCUGUGUCUGCCUUCAGCUCCGGCAGCGAGAGCGUCAAAAUUCGUUACAUUGAUUUCGUAUUUGAAGAGGCGGUUGCAGCAUAUCAGUUAUAUUUUUGCAUAAAACAUGCUUUCUAGCAUGAAAAUGUUGCGCACUUAUUAUCAAAUUCAUUUAACAAUGGAAGAUCGAUGUGGCUUUGCUCCACUUGAUUAUCCAAUGUCUCCAUAAGUCUAAAAUAUCGUGAAGCUGCAACCCUGUUUUGUACUGUCGCAUGAGAUUCCCGCUUAUUUAAAGAUAUAAAACAUUAAUGCACAUCAGUAACUCGCCAGUAACUUAUUUAAUGUAUGUUCCUGUAAGAAAACAUCGUAAAUGAUUGAAAAUCCGGCGACCGCAAUAAUCAAACACUUGGGAACAACUGUUGUCGAAAUCACAGUUCACAGGACUGUGUUCUCUGAAGUUCAUUCUGAUUGCUUGCCGCUGAACCACGUCAUAGCUCAUUACCAUAAAGUCGACCUGAUUUCAACUCUCCUCGACGCCCACAACGGCGAAGACGCGCCGCGCUGUUCCUCGUAACUGGCAUUUAUUGAAAAUGAAUGACUUCCGGCUACUUUGUUGCUCUCGCCGCUUUCGUUGUGAACAUACGUUAAGCCAUAGGUCUCAAAGUCAAUUCCUGGAGGGCCGCAGCUCUGCACAGUUUUGUUCCUACCCUAAUCAGACACACCUGAUCCAACUAAUCAAGCUGUUCAAGACUACUCCUGAACACCUUGAUUAGUUGGAUCAGCUGUGGUUGAUUAGGGUUGGAGCAAAACUGUGUAGAGCUGCGGCCCUCCAGGAAUUGACUUUGAGACCCAUGCUGUAAUCUGUUUUAUACUUGUUUGGUAAAGGGAGCCAUUUUGAUGUAUUAAACACAUUGAGUUGAUGUACGUACGCACUGGAAACUGGGAAUUUAAAUGACCAAGAAAGCAUUACUUCAGUACUUUAUGUGAACAAUGGGUGAAAAUCACUAUACUUGCACUUGUUUAUUAUGAUUAUGUAUUUUGUAUUGAAGGAGCGGUCGACUGUUUCUCAAUCUCAUCCUUUUUAUAACUUUUUAUUGGUUGUUUGAUUUUUUUUUUUUCAUAUUUUAAUCUUUUGGAAUGCAAUCAACUUUUUAAAUGGUGAAGCUGAAUUAAAAAAAAAAACUUGUUUGUA
Molecule: messenger RNA, 2670 nt
Organism: Danio rerio (zebrafish)
Lineage: Eukaryota; Metazoa; Chordata; Actinopteri; Cypriniformes; Danionidae
Gene: paqr3b
Product: progestin and adipoQ receptor family member IIIb
Cellular component (GO): membrane
Source: RefSeq, marked validated